Molecule: messenger RNA, 1962 nt
Organism: Tricharina praecox
Lineage: Eukaryota; Fungi; Ascomycota; Pezizomycetes; Pezizales; Pyronemataceae
Exons: 3
Coding region: 214-1962 (582 amino acids)
Source: RefSeq, a predicted model, not a curated record
CUACUAGCAACUAGCACUCCGUAAGGAACUCAGCUUAUCGAUGUCUUGGCGGUGGAGCGCUUAAAAGGUCGCGACGCCCACCUCUCUUGCUCCCUUCUUCUCCCUUCUAUUUCUCGUCCUCAACAACCUCGACCAUUCCAUGACUCGCACGACACCUCACGAACUCUAUCUCUUUCAAUCUACUCGUUUUUGUGGUCCUCGCGAAUUCUCGACAUGUGUACCUCGCCUACCGCCUCCUCCGACUCCUCCGACGCCCCCGACGCUUCGGACCGCGCUAUGCCCGUACCCCCGACGUCAUCGACAGCUCCCAUGCCACCUGCAGACGAUCCCAUAACACCCUCGCCACCUGCCGACGACCCCAUAACACCUCCGGCGGUUGUUGCCGAGGAGACGGCUGUGGAUUGCAUAUUCUGCUUGAGCAGUCUUCCGUUCGACAGUGUGCCGCUGACGGGCGAAUCCGAGCCAGUUGCACAGCUAGUUCCGUGUUCGCACUUGAUGCACAACGAGUGUCUUAAGCCUUGGACCGAAAUCGCGAAUUCCUGCCCGAUAUGCCGCCUCAACUUCAACGAUGUCAAUGUUCUCGCUUUUAUGACAGGUCCGAUCCUUACCUCCUACAAAGUCGCAGACAAAAUCCAGAGGGUUGCCGAACAGGGUGACCAGAUUUUCACCGAAGUAGAGGAAGAGGAAGGUCGUAACGAAGUAGGACUCGCUUACGAUCAUUUCAUGGCGUUGGAUGUUGCCCGGGAGCAGAGAAUCUGGGCGGACGCAUGGUCUCACCUCGACGCCGAUCUAUUUCGCCCGCAGUUCGCCGACUCCGCCGAACAGGAGGAGUAUUAUGACGACUACUAUGAGAGGGAGGCUGCCCUCAAUAAUCGCCAGCGCUUGCGUGAGCAACGUAUGCUCAGGCGCCGUGCUGCUGCUGAAGUUCAAACAAGACGGGCGGGACGCAAUGCAUUCAACGAGUCAUUCGAUGAGUCGCACGCCGCGUGGAGAACACGAACGUCCAGACCGAGGACUACCUUCCCGCAUCUGGAGCACCAGAUGAGCAAGGAAGAGAGCGACUCGUGGAAGAUGAUGGAACUUGCCGAGAACAUGGAGAGCAACCCCAAUAAGCGAAGCAGGAGUCCCGCUUCCGAGGAAGCACUGCUCACUCGGAUCGGCGUGGACACGUCGAGACGUGCGAAUGAUGGAAGAAAGUUCAAGAGGCCUAGGACCAAGAGGGACUCUCAGCUUCCGGCCAUAAACACUCAGACCAACAAUGGAGAAUCCUCUAGGAAUGCCGAGCCAGGUUCAGCGGCCGCGAGUGAUGCCGGUUCUCCGUCAUCGGGAGGGAUCUUCACCUCCAUCUUGGAAGGAAUUGGAAGGUUUCAGGAUGUGCCGAUAGUAUCUGCCGCCGACGUUACUGGAAGGGAUCUCACAAGGAUGCGCCCCAUCUCUCCGGAUCGUUCCAGUGUCACCAGCGCCAUGUCGCGUUCUCGCUCGCCACCUGCAGCGUACCCGCCCACUUCUCCGCCGGCUGCCAGGACACCCAGGACACCCAGGACACCAGCACAUUCCCCCCUGAGGGCUGAAAGGAAGAGACCAUGGGAAAUUGCGCCGGCGCCAAAAUCGCCACCAGUGAGCCGCAUGCAUUCACCUGAAAUCAGGUCGACUAACGGCGGUCGUCAAGACUCGCUUUCACCUGGACCUUCUCGGACUAGAGAAUCAUCGACGUCGGAUUCAGAUCAGAAGAAGCCAAGAUUCAACAUCACUAAGGAGAACAAAGCCGAUAUCGUCAAGAUGGUGUCAGCAGUUCUAAAGCCGCUGUAUCCGGCUAAGAUCAACAAGGAGAGUUACACCGAGAACAACAGAGCAAUCUCGAGGCACGUGUACAAACUUGUUUCCGAGAAUGGGAUCCUGGACAAGCAGCAGUGGCAAGAGACCAUUCAGAAAGAGGUAGAGAAGGUGAUGCAGCGUUUGUGA